Molecule: messenger RNA, 15540 nt
Organism: Psammomys obesus (fat sand rat)
Lineage: Eukaryota; Metazoa; Chordata; Mammalia; Rodentia; Muridae
Gene: Ush2a
Product: usherin
Exons: 71
Coding region: 1-15540 (5179 amino acids)
Molecular function (GO): protein binding
Source: RefSeq, a predicted model, not a curated record
AUGGGCUUCCUGUGUCAGGCCAUUAAAACAUUCGUCUUUGCCUACUUGGCCUCAGUGAGUUUGACUGCCUCUCAGGGCAUUUUCCCAAGGCUGGAGAAUGUGGGCGCUUUCAAGAAGGUAUCCACUGUGCCAACCCAAGCCACGUGUGGGUUCCCAAGCGCCAGCACUUUCUGUCAUCCUUCGGUGGCCGCUGAGAGCAUGCAGUUGUGUACCGAGACGCGCUGUGUCCAGGACUGCCCCUACCGCUCUGCCUCCCCUCCCUAUACGGCCCUCCUGGAAGGCAUCCGGGGCUGCCUCCCUGCAGACUACAGAGACCUCCGCCCUCACGCCAGAAGCAACUCCCCGAGCUUUAUAUUUGGAAGUCACAAGAACUGCCCCUCUCUGCGGGCUCCGAGGCUGGCAGCAGAAUUGACCUUAGCUGUGUGGUUGAAGCCUGAGCGAGAAGGCGUGAUGUGUGUGAUAGAGAAGACAGUGGCUGGGCAGAUUGUGUUCAAAGUUACAAUAUCCGAGAAAGAGACCAUGUUUUAUUACCGCACAGUAAAUGGUUUGCAGCCUCCGAUAAAAGUAAUGACACCAGGGAGAAUUCUUAUGAAGGAAUGGAUUCAUCUCAGUGUGCAGGUGCAUCAGAGAGAAAUCAGCUUCUUUGUGGAUGGUUUGGAGAAGAACAAUACAGCAUUUGAUACAAGAACUCUACGAGAUCCAAUUUUAGACUCUGCCUUCAGCACUAUACAAAUAGGAAAAAGUUUAAAUGGUUUGGAGCAGUUUGUUGGAAGAAUGCAAGAUUUUCGAUUGUACAAUGUGUCACUUACAAACAGAGAGAUUCUGGAGCUCCUUUCUGGAGAUCUCCCCCACUCGCACAUCCAGUCACAUUGCCGCUGCCCAGGCAGCCAUCCCCGUCUCCACCCCUCGGCUCAGCAGUACUGCAUUCCAAAUGGUGCAGAAGACCGGCCUUACCAUCAAGUGUCACGGCUGAAUCCCGAAGCCCAUCCUCUAUCCUUCAUCAAUGAUGAUAACAUUGCUACUUCAUGGAUUUCCCAUGUGUUUACAAACAUUACACAGCUCAACCAAGGACUGGUUAUUUCUGUAGACUUGGAAAAUGGACAGUACCAGGUGUUUCUCAUCAUCAUCCAGUUCUCCAGCCCACAGCCUAUGGCGAUAAGGAUCCAGAGGAAGAAGGAGGACAGCUCUCCCUGGGAGGACUGGCAGUAUUUUGCUAGAGAUUGCAGUGUUUGGGGAAUGAAAAACGAUGGUGACUUGGAAAACCCCGAUUCUGUCAACUGCCUUCAGUUUUCUGAUUUUACCUUGUUUUCCCAUGGUAAUGUCACAUUUGACCUCCUGACACCUGGACAGAAGCGUCGUCCUGGGUACAAUGACUUUUACGGUAGCUCAGUGCUGCAAGAAUUCAUGAAAGCCACUCAAAUCAGACUGCACUUCCGCGGGCAGCACCAUCCAGCUGGGCGCACCGUUGACCCGAGACACAGAUACUAUGCAGUGGAUGAAAUCUUCAUCAGCGGGAGAUGCCAAUGCCAUGGACAUGCCGAGACCUGCGACACGACCAGGACACCCUAUAGGUGCCUCUGCUCUCCGCACAGCUUCACUGAAGGGCAUCAGUGCGAUCGCUGCUUGCCUCUUUACAACGACAAGCCUUUCCGCAGUGGUGACCGGGUUCACGCCUUCAACUGCAAACCUUGUCAGUGCAACCGCCACGCCAGCAGCUGCCACUACGAGGCCUCCGUGGACCCGUUCCCUCUAGAGCACGGCAGAGGUAGCGGAGGGGUGUGCGACAGCUGCCAGCACCACACGACAGGGAGAAACUGCGAGUCGUGCCAGGCUUACUUUUACCGACGCGUCGGCGCAGAUCCCUCUGCCCCUGACGUCUGUGAGCCCUGUGCCUGUAACCACGCUGGGACCAGAAACGGCAGCCUCCUCUGUGGCCCGAUUGGAGGCCAGUGUGAUUGUAAGAGACACGUGUCUGGCAGGCAGUGUCUUCGUUGCCAGGAUGGAUUCUAUGACCUGCAGGCGCUGGACGCUGAUGGCUGCCGUCCCUGUAGCUGCAAUCCCUCUGGGACUGUGGAUGGAGACAUUACCUGUCACCAAAAUUCAGGCCAGUGCCUGUGCAAAGCCAACGUUAUUGGCCUCAGAUGCACUCGCUGCAACUUUGGAUUUAAAUUUCUCCAGAGUUCUAACGCUGUUGGCUGUGAGGCCUGCCAGUGUAACCUCCACGGCUCCGUCAACCAGAGCUGCAAUCCGCUUUCGGGGCAGUGCGUGUGCAAGGAGGAAGCCAGAGGACUGAAGUGUGACACUUGCAGAGAAAACUUUUUCGGGUUGCCCUGGAGUACUUGUCAGGCCUGCAACUGCAGCGCGGCUGGCUCCCAGGCUGGGACCAUCUGUGACAGGGACACCGGGCAGUGCGUGUGUAAGCCCAACGUGGGAGGCAGACAAUGCAAUCAGUGUUUGGAGGGGUUCUUCACCCUGCGUCAGGAUGAUUCCUUGCUCUGCGUGCCCUGCAACUGUGAGAAGACUGGGACAGUCAAUGGCUCUCUCUUGUGUGACAAAUCAACUGGGCAGUGUCCUUGCAAACUAGGAGUGACAAGUUUGCGCUGCAAUCAGUGUGAGCCUCACAGCUUCAAUCUGACCAUGGGCCAGCUUCAAGGGUGCCAGGAGUGUGAGUGUGACCCCCUCGGGACAUUACCUGGAAGCGUUUGUGACCCUGUCAGUGGCCAGUGUCUAUGUCUACCUCAUCGACAAGGAAGAAGGUGUGAGCAGUGUCAGCCAGGCUUUUACGUUCCUCCUGGCCAUGCCACAGGCUGCCUGCCAUGCUUAUGCCACACAGCUGGAGCCGUGAGCCACAUCUGUAGCAGUGUCACGGGGCAGUGCUCUUGCCGUGAUCCCUCCACUUCUGGGCAGAGGUGUGACCAGUGUCAAGACCAGUCCUUUGGAUUUGAUACUGAGACUGGAAGAUGCCAGCCUUGUCUUUGUCAUCCAGCAGGAGCCUUGAAUGGAACUUGUGAUGUGGUCACAGGCCAGUGUUUCUGCAAACAGUUUGUCACUGGCUCCAAGUGUGACACUUGUGUUCCUGGUUCAAGCCACUUGGAUGUCAACAAUCUAUUAGGCUGCAGCAAAACUCCCUCCCAGCAACCUCCACCAAGAGGACAGGUUCAAAGUUCUUCUGCCAUCAAUCUCUCCUGGAGUCCACCUGAUUUUCCCAAUGCCCACUUUCUUACUUACAGUCUGCUCAGGAAUGGUUCUGAAAUCUACACAACUGAAGAUCAGCACCCAUACUAUACUCAGCACUUCUUUGACACUAGUCUGUCACCACACACAUCAUAUUCAUAUUCUAUAGAGACCUCCAGUGUGCAUGGUUCAACAAGGAGCAGGUCCGUCACGUAUAAGACGAAGCCAGAGGUCUCUGAAGGAUACUUGAACCUGACUCAUGUCGUUCCUGUUGGCUCUGACUCUGUGACUCUUACCUGGACUGAAUUCCCCAACAACUCUGGACCUAUAGAGGAGUAUAUUUUAUCUUGCAUUCCUGUGGACAGCACCGAGCCUUGUGACUCCUAUGAAGGUCUGGAAACCUCAGCUACCAUCCGGAAUCUGGUUCCAUUCACGCAGUACCGUUUCUCUGUCCAGGGAUGUACUAGCGUGCGCUGCUCACAGAGCCUGCCCAUUGUAGUAACCACAGCCCAGGCACCCCCCCAGAGGCUGAGGCCACCCAAAGUGAGGAAAAUCAGUUCCACAGAACUCCACAUAGCAUGGUCUCCACCAGUGGAGCCAAAUGGUAUAAUUGUAAGAUAUGAAUUAUACAUGAAGAGAUGGUUGUCUACCGAAGAAAGUCUAGUGUUUGAGAGAAGUGAAUGGGUCAGUCCUCAUCCAGCUUCAAAGGCAGCCAGCAAGAGUGAGAACACACUUCCGCCUCCCCAAGUCAGCACCUCCGUCUCUGGCUUGGAGCCACACACUGAGUAUGCAUUUAGAGUCUUGGCUGUGAAUAUAGCUGGCACCGUGUCAUCUGCCUGGGUCUCAGAAAGAACAGGAGAAUCAGCACCUGUGUUCAUGUCUCCUCCUUCAGUCUCUCCACUCUCAUCGCACUCACUCCAUGUCUCCUGGGAGAAGCCAGCAGAACACUUUUCAAGAGGAGAAAUUAUAGGGUACAACAUCAGCAUGGUUUCUGAACAUUCUCCCCAACAAGAUGUUCCAGUAAUAUGUUCAAAGCUCCUGCAUUCUGCUAAGCCCCAAGACCUGUCUUAUGUUGUAAGGGGACUCAAGCCUUACAGGAUCUACACCUUCACUGUCUCCCUCUGCAAUUCAGUGGGAUGUGUGACCAGUGCUUUGGGAGCAGGACAAACUCUUGCAGCGGCUCCUGCUCAACUAAGGUCUCCCACGGUGACAGGAGUCAACAGCACCACCGUCCGUGUCAGGUGGCUCCCCCCUACAGAAGUCAAUGGCCCACCCCCUCUGUACUGUCUGGAGAGAAGGGUGUCCCAGCUCGCAGCUCCCAUGGCUGCCAUGACAAAGGGAACCUGCUUUGUGGGAGAUGGGUACUGGAGGUUUCCCAGAACGGCUCACCCAGAUUUUAUAGGCGUCAAGGCCAGCUUCCGGACAAAGGUUCCUGACGGACUGAUCACCCUCGCAGUGUCCCCUGACAACCAAGAAGAGUAUUUUGCCCUUCAGUUGAAGGAUGGACGUCCUUAUUUCCUUUAUAACCCCCAGGGGUCACUAGUGGAAGUUACCACAAGUGAUGAUCACAGCAAACACUACAGUGAUGGACAGUGGCAUGAAAUCAUUGCCAUCAGGCAUCAGGCUUUUGGCCAAAUUACUCUUGAUGGGCACUAUACAGGCUCCUCGACCUCUCUGAAUGAGAGCACAGUGACAGGAGGCUACGCUGGACUCUUUGUGGGUGGACUGCCACCAGGGCACAGCAUCCUCCAGAAGAGGCCUGAGAUAAUCCGAAGAGGCUUUGUGGGCUGCCUCAAGGAUGUGCACGUAACGCAGGGUUCUAGCUCCUCUGUGACUUGGAGACCUGUGGACCGGCAGAGCUCCGAGGAGCAGGUCAAUGUGUACGACAGCUGGGAGGGCUGCCCUGCUGCCCCAGGACAAGGAGCUCGGUUUCUGGGAGCAGGAUUCCUGAAGAUUCGGUCAGAUGCGUUUCAGGCUGCAAAGGACUUUGAGAUUUCCCUGAAGUUUCAGACUGACCAACUAAAUGGAUUGCUUCUUUUCAUCCACAACAAAGAUGGAUCGGAUUUUCUUGCUGUGGAGCUGAAGAGCGGGCUGCUGAGCUUCAGAUUAAACUCCAGCCUUGUCUUUACACAAGUGGAUGUCAGGCUGGGCCUGGCCUACUGCAGUGGAACGUGGAAUUCAGUCAUUAUCCAAAAGGAAGGCUCUGGGGUAUCACUUGUUGUGAAUGAACUCGUGGAGCACACCUCACAGGCUACAGCCCACACUCUGCUGCUGAACUCACCUGUCUACCUGGGUGGGGUCCCCCAGGAGCUGCAGGACUCCUUCAGACACCUGGCUCUGGAGCAAGGGUUCUGUGGCUGCGUGAAGGAAGUUGCGUUUACACGGGGUGCUGUCGUUAACUUGGCAUCUGUGUCCAGCCAUGCUGUCAGAGUCAAUCAGGACGGAUGCCUAUCAAGUGACAGUACUGUUAACUGUGGGGGAAAUGACUCCAUCCUGGUUUAUCGGGGACGCAGGCACAGUGUUUACGAGAGCGGUCUCCAGCCCUUUACAGAAUACCUGUACCGGGUUACAGCCUCACACGAAGGAGGUUCAGUGUCCAGCGAUUGGAGCCGUGGACGCACACUGGGCACAGCUCCAGAGAGUGUGCCAACUCCCUCAAGAGCCCAGAGCAUAAGUGGAUAUAGCAUUGAGGUGGCCCGGGAUAAGCCUGCUGUGGUUAAAGGCAUCCUGGAGAAGUACACCCUGAAAGCCUAUGGGGAGGGCAGCCCCCAGCCCCGCGUGCCCUCUGCCAGCGCUGAGCUCGAAGACACCGGCGUCCUCAAGGGACUGCGUCCCUUCCACAGCUAUGCGGUAACCCUUACUGCUUGUUCUCGGGUGGGCUGCACUGAGGGCCCACGUGCACUGAGCAUCUCCACUCCACAAGAAGCUCCCCAAGAGGUUCCGACACCAGCUGCCUUGUCUCUUCCCAAUUCCUUGUCGUUCUCCUGGUGUCCUCCCAGACGAGCAAAGGGGAUUAUUACUCAGUACUCCUUAUAUGUGGAUGGGAGGCUGGUGUACACAGGCAAAGGACAGAACUGCACAGUCACAGAUUUAAGACUAUUCUCGGCCCACGAGGUUACGCUUGGUGCGCGCACACAGCUGGGGUGCACAAACAGCUCCCGACUCAUCCAGCAUACAGCACAGCUGCCCCCAGAGCGGGUGGACCCCCCGAUUCUGGCUGUCCUGAGUUCUAGAACUGUGCAUGUACAGUGGAAACAACGAAGGCAACUAAGUGGAAUUCUGGAGCGCUACAUAUUAUAUGCUUUGAAUCCUAAAUGUAAUUCUACAGUGUGGAGUGUUGCCUAUAACAGCACGGAAGAUCUUGAGGAUGGCAUGCUCCAGCACCUUUCCCAUGGGUGUCUCUACCUCAUCAAGCUGGGAGUGUGCACGGGUGGUGGCUGUGCGAUGAGUGAGCCCAGCCAGGCCCUAAUGGAGAAGACGGUUCCAGAAGGUGUGCCAGCCCCCAGAGCCCACUCCUACUCUCCAGACUCCUUUAACAUCUCCUGGACAGAGCCCGAGUAUCCGAAUGGUGUUAUCAUAACUUAUGGGUUGUAUCUAGAUGACGCUCUAAUUCACAAUUCUUCAGAACUCAGCUGCCAUGCCUAUGGAUUUGAUCCUGGGAGCUUACACACCUUCAGAGUCCAAGCAUGUACGGCCAAGGGUUGUGCUCUCGGCCCACUGGUAGAAAAUCGAACUCUAGAAGUCCCUCCUGAAGGCAUGCUCAACGUGUUUGUGAAAACGGAGGGAUCCCGGGAAGCCUAUGUGAGGUGGGAAGCACCUCCUCACCCUAACGGGCGCUUAACCUACUCAGUCCUUCUUACCGGAAGUUUCUAUGCAGAUCGAGCUGGUGACAACUACACGCUCCUCAGUGGCACAAAAGCCUUCCACAGUGGUGAAGGAAAGCAGCUCUGGAUGCUGGUGGCUGGACUGGUUCCCUGUUCACGAUACACUGUCCGAGUGAAUGCCUCCAACAGCCAAGGGAGUGUGCUCAGUGACCCUGUCUCCAUUGAAAUGCCUCCAGGGGCUCCAGAUGGCCUGCUGUCUCCCAGGCUUGCAUCUGCCACUCCAACCAGUCUUCAGGUUGUCUGGUCUACACCAGCUCGCAACAACGCUCCGGGCACUCCCAGAUACCAGCUCCAGAUGAGGCCUGGCCUCGCCACCCACGGCCUUCUAGAAUUAUUUCCUGAUCCUUCUCCAUCAUUAAGCUAUGAAGUGAGAGGCCUCCAGCCGUUCACGGUGUAUGAGUUUCGGUCGGUUGCCACCAAUGGCUUUGGCAGUGCUUACAGUGCUUGGACUCCACUCACGACUGCAGAGGACAAGCCUGGACCAAUAGAUGCUCCAAUUCUUCUGAAUGUGCAAGCUCAAAUGAUGUCAAUUGUCUGGCAACAGCCUGCAAAGAGCAAUGGGGUUAUUACCCAUUAUAACAUUUACCAGCAUGGCCGUCUGUACUUAACAGCCUCUGGAAAUGUCACGAAUUGCACUGUGGCCAAUCUACACCCUGACACGGCCUAUCAGUUCCAGGUAGAAGCCUGCACCUCCAGAGGGUGCUCCAAGUCACCAGCAUCUCAGACCGUGUGGACACUCCCAGGAACACCAGAAGGCAUCCCAAGCCCAGAGCUGUUCUCACACUCUCCCGUGUCCAUCAUCGUGUCUUGGCAACCCCCCACACACCCCAGUGGCUCAGUUGAGAACUUUACCAUUGAGAGACGAGUCAAGGGGAAAGAAGAAAUUAGGAGCCUGCUGACCCUCCCAAGAAGCCAUGCCAUGAAGUUUCUUGACAAUGAUCCUGCCCUCCGCCCUUGGACCCAGUAUGAAUACCGGGCUCUGGGGAGCACUCCUAACAAAGGCACCAACAGCAGCACUUGGGUAGAAGUUACCACAAGACCCUCCCGGCCUUCAGGAGUGCAGCCUCCCACAGUACUGGUGCUGGGGCCGGAUGCAGUCAAGGUCACUUGGAAAGCCCCUCUUAUCCAGAAUGGAGACAUACUGAGCUACGAGAUCCGAAUGCCAGACCCUCUCAUCAGAAUAACCAACACGACCUCGGUUGUAUUGAGUCAUGUAAUCAAGCAUCUGAUUCCUUUCACUAAUUAUUCAGUCACCAUUGUCGCUUGCUCCGGAGGUAAUGGAUACCUAGGAGGGUGCACUGAGAGUCUGCCUACCUUUGCUGCCACCCACCCCGCCCUGCCUCAGGAACUGGCCCCAUUGUCGGCGAUUCCAAGCGAAUCUGACAUCAAGAUUUCUUGGCAGCCACCAGCCAAGCCAAAUGGACCCAAUUUGAGAUACGAGCUUCUGAGACGUAAAAUCCGGCAGCCACUCGCUUCAAAUCCCCCAGAAGAUUUAAAUCUGUGGCACAAUAUUUAUUCAGGAACUCGGUGGUUUUACAAAGAUAAGGGUCUUAGCAGGUUUACAACGUACGAAUAUAAGCUCUUUGUACACAACAGCGUGGGCUUUACCCCAAGCCAAGGAGCGACAGUGACCACCUUAGCGGGGGUCCCAGAGAAAGAAGCCACUGUCACCGUGAGCGUCCUUAACCACACGGCCGUAGACGUGAGAUGGGAGAAACCAACUUUCCAAGAUCUACAAGGUGAUGUGGAUUAUUACACACUGUUUUGGAAUUCUGGGACCUCGGAAGAAUCUUUGAAAAUCUCCCCAGAUGUAAAUUCUCAUGUCAUUGGUCACUUAGCUCCAAAUACUGAGUAUCAGAUUUUCCUCUCAGUUUUCAAUGGAGUCUAUGGAAUCAAUAGCACAGUGGUCCAUGUGACCACAUAUGAUGAGGAGCCUCGGGGCAUGCUUCCUCCAGAGGCUGUCAUCAUCAACAGUACAGCUGUACGUGUCAUCUGGACAUCUCCUGCACACGCAAACGGCGUUGUCACCGAGUCUUCUGUUUAUGUAAAUGAUAAGCCCUACAAGGCUGGAGUGGAUGUGCCAGGGUCGUUUAUUCUGGAAGGCCUGUCUCCCUUCACUGUCUAUGACAUUCAGGUAGAAGUCUGUACAAAAGAUGCCUGCGUAAAAAGCAACGUGACCCGAGUCAGCACUGCAGAAGAUACUCCAAGUGACAUUUCAAUGCCUAUAAUCCGUAAUAUUACUUCAAGAUCCCUUCAAAUAGAUUGGAUGACACCAGGAAAUCCAAAUGGUAUCAUUCUCGGAUAUGACCUUUUGCGGAAAACAUGGCGCCCAUGCCCUGAAACCCAAGAGUUAACAGAGAAACCCGGUGAUAAGCUCUGCAAAGCGGUCAAGUGCCAACACCCUGAAAAUAUCUGUGGGCACACUUGCUAUUCUCCAGGAACUAAGGUUUGCUGUGCCGGGCUUCUGUAUGACCCUCAGCCUGGCUACCGCUGCUGUGAAGAGAAAUACAUCGCGUUCCUUCCCAAUUCCACGGGAGUUUGUUGUGGAGGCCGGAUCCACGCGGCACGGCCCGACCACCAGUGCUGCUCUGGCUACUACACCAGGAUCCUUCCAGGGGAGAUAUGCUGUCCAGAUGAGCAGCGCACCCGGGCGUCGGUCGGCUUUGGGGAUGCCUGCUGCGGCGGGAUGCCUUACAGCACCUCCGGGAGCCAGCUGUGCUGUGCCGGGAAGCUCCGGGACGGGUACCGGCAGCAGUGCUGUGGCGGGGAGAUGGUGAGCCAAGGGUUCAAGUGCUGCGGUGGAGCAGAAGCAGGGGUGGUGAACAGCGACCUCCCAGGAAUGCUGUGUUGUGGGCAGGAUUAUGUGAAUAUGUCAGAUACCAUAUGCUGCUCAGCUUCCAGUGGAGAGUCUAAGGCACACGCUAAACAGAAUGACCCGGUGCCAGUAAAAUGCUGCGACACUGAACUUAUUCCAGACAGCCAGGGAUGCUGUAAUGGAGUUGGGUACAAUCCUUUGAAAUAUGUUUGUUCUGAUGAGAUUUCAACUGGAAUGGCGAUGAAGGAAACCAGAGCAUGCGCGACUGUCUGCCCAGCAUCCAUGGAAGCCACAGCACACUGUGGCCGGUGUGACUUCAAUGCCACCACCCAUGCGUGCAUUGUGACAAGAGGGCCUCUCAGUCCCCCGGGGAAGGCAGCAGAGGAAGGAAUGUGUUCUGCAGCAGAGGAAGUAGUUCAUUCCGGAGAUGUAAGCAUGCGCUCUUUCAUAGACACAGAACUUGAGGCCAGCACCACGUAUGAAUACAGGGUUUCUGCAUGGAACAGCUUCGGGCGAGGAUUCAGCCCAUCUGUUCGAGUCAGCACAGGAGAGGCUGUGCCGCAAGGAGUCACGGCCCCCAGAUGGGCCAGAGCAAGUGAUCACGAAGACGUUAUUUUCAUACACUGGAAGAAGCCCAUGCACCCAAAUGGUCGUAUUAUUUACUACAUCCUUCUUCGCGAUGGAAGGGAGCACUUCCGGGGAACAGCGCUGAGUUUCACAGACGCACAGGAGAUUGAGCCACUCCAGGAAUACACGUACCAGCUGAAAGCUUGCACAGCCGCUGGGUGUGCUGUCAGUGGCAAGGUAGUCGCUGCUGCCACCCCAGGCGUCCUGGAGAGGGUCUCACCACCAAACAUCACAGCCCGCAGCUCAGAGUCCCUGCACCUCAGCUGGAGCGUCCCCGAGAAAAUGAGAGCUGUCAUUAAAGAGUACCAGCUCUGGCUGGAUGGGAGAGGGCUCAUCUACACUGACACGAGUGACAGGAGGCAGCAUACGGUCACAGGUCUCCAGCCAUACACAAACUACAGCUUCACACUUGCGGCCUGCACAGCUGCCGGAUGCACUUCCAGCGAGCCCUCUGUGGGUCAGACCCUGCAGACCGCCCCUCAAGGAGUUUGGGCGACACCUCGACACAUUAUCAUCAAUUCUACAACCGUGGAAUUAUAUUGGAAUCCUCCAGAAAGGCCCAACGGCCUCAUUUCUCAGUAUCAGCUGAGGCGUAAUGGAAGCUUGCUUCUCGUGGGUGGCAGUGAUGAACAGAGUUUCACUGAUAAAAACCUGGAGCCCAACAGCAGGUACAUUUACACGUUAGAAGCAAAAACCAGAGGUGGCAGCGGUAUGAGUGAGGAUUACCUUGUCCAGAUGCCUAUGUGGACCCCGGAAGCCAUCCGUCCCCCAUGUAACGUCACCGUACUGGGCUCUGAUUCCAUAUUUGUAGCAUGGCCAACACCAGGGAUUCUGCUUCCCCGCAUUCCGGUGGAGUAUAGUAUCUUGCUCAGUGAUGGAAGCAUGGUGCCUUUAACCUUCUCUGUUGGACACCGGCAGUCUGCCCAUCUGAAAAACUUGGCUCCAUUCACACAGUACGAGAUAAGGAUACAAGCCUGCCAAAAUGCAGGCUGUGGAGUUAGCAAUAGGAUAUAUGUCAGAACACUCGAAGCAGCACCAGCAGGUCUAAUGCCCCCUCUUCUGAAGGCUCGGGAUUCAUCUUGCAUAGAAGUUAAGUGGAUGCCACCUAGAAGACCCAAUGGAGUCAUCUCCAGCUAUUUCAUUUACAGGCGUCCUGCUUACACCGAAGAGGAGUCUCUCCUCUUUGUCUGGUCGGAAGGAGCUCUUGAGUUCACUGAUGAUGGGGGCACCCUGCACCCCUUUACCCUGUACGAGUACCGCGUCAGAGCCUGGAACUCCAAGGGCGGGGUGGACAGCCUGUGGGCGUCAGUACGGACCCUGGAAGCGCCGCCUCAAGGCCUCCCCGCCCCCCGGGCUCAAGCCACGGGCGCCCACUCAGUCCUGCUAAACUGGACUGAGCCAGAGGCCCCCCACGGCAUCAUCUCCCGGUACCGUGUGGUCUACCGAGAAGGACCAGAUGAGGCAGCACCCAGCAGCUCUACCGUGCAUGCCUUCACGCUGACGGGAACGAGCCAUCACGCCCAUCUUUUUGGGUUAGAACCAUUCACGACAUACCAAGUCGGCGUGGUGGCUGUGAACAGGGCGGGAGAAGUGUCAAGCCCCUGGGCCCUGAUUACAACUUUAGAAUCUUCCCCAAGUGGACUGAAGAACUUCACAGCGGAGCAGAGAGAGAACGGCCGAGCUUUGCUGCUGCAGUGGUCAGAGCCGGUGAAAACCAAUGGUGUGAUCGAGGCAUACAACAUCUUCAGCGAUGGGCUCCUGGAGUACUCCGGCCCGGGGCGACAGUUUCUCUUCAGGCGCCUGGCCCCCUUCACUCUCUACACCCUGACCCUGGAGGCCUGCACAGCAGCAGGCUGUGCUCACUCAGCGCCCCAGCCUCUCUGGACGGGGGAAGCCCCUCCAGAGUCUCAGCCGGCUCCCACCAUCCAGGCGGUGGAGCCCACCAACGCGAGAAUGCAAUGGUCUCAGCCAGCUAAGCCAAAUGGGAAGAUAAUCCGUUAUGAAGUGAUUCGGAGAGACUUGGAGGGAGAGGGUUGGGGGAAUGAGACGAUGCAGGCAGAUGAGAACACUGUUUUCACGGAGUACAACACGGAAGGCAUGGUGUGGGCGUAUAAUGACACGGGUCUGCAGCCAUGGAGGCUGUACGCCUACAGAAUCUGCGCGUGGAACUCUGCGGGCCACAGCUGUAGCUCUUGGAGUAUGGUAAGGACAUGGCAAGCACCCCCCGAAGGCCUCUCUCCGCCGCAGGUAUCCUGUGUGUCUGCGGAUCCCCCCCAAGUGCUGAUCUCCUGGUUUCCACCCCAACACCCUAAUGGCAUCAUCCAGUCCUAUAGACUGGAGAGGAAUGGUGUGGUCCGUCCUCCCAGUUUCAGUGGCAGCACCUUCAGCUACACCGACAGCCAGCUGCUUCCGUUUUCGACUUACAGCUACGCCGUCCUCGCCUGCACGAGCGGUGGCUGCUGCACCAGCGAGCCCAACAACGUCACAACCCCAGAGGCGCCUCCGUCGGGAGUCAGCCCUCCAGUGCUUUGGGCCAUCAGUGCCCACCAGAUAAACGUGUCUUGGUCUCCGCCAUCGAUCCCAAAUGGGAAGAUUGCUAACUAUUCGCUUAGAGGUGAUGGUCGGGAGUACCCGGCUGGGCAGGGCCUGUCCUUGCUGGUUUCCGACCUGCAGCCUUUCACUCAGUACAACCUCUCCCUCGUGGCCUGCACAAACGGAGGAUGCACGGCAAGUGGAACUGCAUCUACCCGGACCAUGGAGGCCCCGCCAGAGAACACGGACCCCCCAACAGUGCACGUCACAGGCUCAGAAUCAAUAGAAGUUACAUGGAAACCCCCGAGAAACCCACAUGGCCAGAUCAGAAGUUACGAGCUUCGGAGAGACGGUGCCAUGGUGUAUACAGGGCUGGAAACGCGCUACCACGAUUUCACCCUCACUCCUGGCGUGGAACACAGCUACUCGGUGACUGCCACUAACAGCCGGGGAAGUGUCCUGAGCCCGCCUGUCAAGGAUCACACCAGCUCCUCAGCCCCCUCGGGGCUAGAGCCUCCAAAAUUGCACGCUGGGGAUGCCCCUGAGAUCGCGGUGCACUGGGACUCUCCAGCGAGGGCAAACGGCGAGAUUAUCAACUACACCCUCUUCAUCCGAGAGCCGUUUGAAAGAGAAAUCAGAACCGUGUACGUCAAUACAACGCAUACUGCUUUUGGUACUCGGUCACUCACAGUAAAGCACCUGAAGCCGUUCCAUAGGUAUGAAAUGCGCAUCCAAGCUUGCACUGGCCUCGGAUGUGCCUCCAGCGAGUGGGCAUCUACCCAGACUAGAGAAAUCCCACCUCUGAUGCAACCGGCCCCGCAUCUGGAGGUGCAGACGGCUGCAGGGGGAUUCCAGCCCGUGGUAGCUGUGUGGUGGGCAGGACCACUCCAGCCAAAUGGAAAAAUCAUAAGCUUUGAAUUGUACAGAAGACAAAUAACAACUUGGCCCAGAAAGUCCAGUCCAUUGUUGACCUACAACGGAAGCUCAAGCUCCUUUGUGGAUUCAGAGUUACUGCCUUUCACUGAAUAUGAGUACCAGGUAUGGGCAGUAAAUUCCGCAGGAAAAGCUCCAAGUAACUGGACACGGUGCAGAACUGGACCUGCGCCACCAGAAGGUCUCAGGGCACCCACAUUCCAUACCAUAUCCUCCACCCAAGCGGUGGUCAACAUCAGUGCACCUGCGAGACCCAAUGGGAACAUCAGCCUCUACAGGAUCUUCUCCAGCUCCAGCGGGACGUACACCCUGCUGUCUGAAGGCAUGGCCACCCAGCAGACCCUUCACGACCUGAGGCCCUUCUCCACAUACACCAUUGGGGUUGAGGCCUGCACCUGUUUGGCCUGCUGCAGCAGAGGACCCACAGCCGAGCUGAGAACUCACCCGGCCCCACCUUCAGGGCUGUAUCCGCCCCAGCUCCAGACCCUGGGCUCACGGGUGGCCUCCUUCCAGUGGACACCCCCUCUGCUCCCUAAUGGUAUCAUUCACAGCUACGAACUGCAGCUGCAGGCCUGCCCUCCGGAUUCAGCCCCAGCCUGCCCUGCCAGCCACACGGAGACGAAGUACUGGGGCCCUGGGCACACAGCCAGCCUGGCGGGGCUGCGGCCCCAUACUGCCUACAGGGUGCAAGUGGUGGCCCACAACGAGGCGAGCGGCACGGCUUCUGGGUGGACCUGCUUCAGCACCGAGAAGGAAAUGCCUCAGUACCAAGCCCUGUUUUCAGUGGACAGCAACACAUCCACAGUGUGUGUCGACUGGAGCCGCUCUUUCCUCCUGAAUGGCCAGCUGAAGGAAUACGUGGUCACCGACGGAGGACAGCAGCUGUACAGUGGCCUGGACAGCACCCUCUGCCUACCAAGGACGGCAGACAAAACUUUCUUCUUCCAGGUCACCUGCACAACAGACAUUGGGAGUGUGAAGACCCCAUUGGUCCAGUAUGACGCCUCUACUGGAUUUGGCCUGGUGCUGAUGACUCCUGGAGAAAAGAAGGGAGCAGGGACCAAAAGCACCGAAUUCUACAGCGAACUGUGGUUCAUUGUGGUAAUGGCAGUGCUGGGCCUGAUCCUGCUGGCCAUCUUUCUGUCCUUGAUUCUACAAAGAAAACUCCACAGGGAACCAUGUGUCAGAGAAAGACCACCCUUGGUACCUCUUCAGAAACGAAUGACUCCACUGAGUGUCUACCCACCAGGGGAAACCCACGUGGGACUAGCCGAUACCAGACUCCCUCGGUCUGGGACUCCUUUGAGCAUCCGGAGCAGCCGAAGUGUGUCUGUACUGCGGAUCCCGAGUCAGAGCCAAGUCAGCCGCAGCUGCUCCCAGGGCUCUCUCCACCGCAGUGUCAGCCAGCUCAUGGACAUCCCAGACAAGAAGGUCGCCGCCGCCGAUUCACUGUGGGAAACUAUUAUGGGCCACAGCAGCGCACUGUAUGUGGAUGAAGAGGAACUAAUGAAUGCCAUCAAGGGUUUCAGCUCAGUGACCAAGGAACAUACCACCUUCACCGACACCCAGCUGUAA